This is a messenger RNA of Dictyostelium discoideum AX4, 1350 nucleotides long. RefSeq names its product GTP-binding protein, HSR1-related domain-containing protein (gene gtpA). Gene Ontology annotation, molecular function: GTP binding. The record is from RefSeq and is a predicted model, not a curated record. The coding region runs from base 1 to 1350 and encodes 449 amino acids. Lineage: Eukaryota; Evosea; Eumycetozoa; Dictyosteliales; Dictyosteliaceae. The transcript is spliced from 2 exons.
AUGUUUAAUAUUAAUCCUUAUAAAAGUAAAACAACAAAAUCAUCAUCAUCAUCAUCAGCAUCACCAAAAUCAAGUAAAAUAUCAAAUGUAUCAGGAUCAGGAUCAUCAUCAUCGUCAUCAUCAUCAUCGUCAUCAUCAUCAAAAGAUAAAGAUAAAGAUAAAAGAAAGAAAUCAUUUUUAAAAGAUGAUAGUGUACCAUCGCUUUCAUCAAAAACAGAGAAUAGUUUAUCAUUAACAUCAUUAUCAGAGAUAACACAAUCAAUGACCAAUACACAAACACAAACAGCAACAGAUGCAUCAAUGACAGCAGAGGAUGUAUCAGAGAUUGGAGAAGAUUAUGAUCCAUUUUUAUCAAUACUUGAGGAACCAGGUGUCGAUGGAGCAACCAUUGAAAAAGAGACAACUGAAGAGCUUCAAGAGAUGUUGGCAGUAUUAAAAGGUGUUCAAAAUGAAUGUAACGUUCUAUUAUUGGGUAGAACUGGUGUUGGUAAAUCAUCGACAUUGAAUACGGUGUUUGGCAUUGACAUACCCGUACAUUCCUCAGAAUCAUGCACACAAGAUCCAUUCACCUAUAGUAGAGUUGUGAAUGGAUUCAAAUUGAAUAUCAUUGAUACACCAGGUUUUUUAGAUUCACAAGGUGAGUUGGUCGAUUCAAAUAAUAUGAUCAAAAUUCAAAGAUAUCUCUCGGGUAAAACCAUUCAUUGUGUAUUGUUUGUUGAGAAAUUCACAGAGACAAGAUUCGAUGGUGCUCAUCAAUUGGUGAUCAAUCAAUUCACCGAGAAAUUGGGUCCACAACUUUGGAGAAAUGCUGCCGUGGUUUUAACUUAUGCCAAUAGUGUCUUGCCAGAUUCUUGCUAUGAUGGUUUCGAUGAGGAGGAUGACGUCGGUCCUUGGAAAAAACAUUAUGAAGCAAGAGCUUUACAAUUUAGAAAAUUUUUCGCUGGAAUUUUGGCUCAAUUGCCUCAAGAUGAUUAUCCUCCAAAACAUAUACCAGUCUAUGCUAUGGAAAACUCUAGAAGAUGUAAACGUAAUGAACAAGGUCAAAGAGUACUCAUUGAUGGUACUCCUUGUCUUCAUUUGUUAAUUAGUGGUCUCUUGAAAAUGGUUGACCCAAAAACUGCUUUCCUUUUUAUGGGUCAUCUUCGUGCCAAAAACAAACCUGGAAGAGGUCAUCGUGGAGAUCAGAAUGAUAGAGAACUUUCAAUCAUGGAUAAUAUCACUGAAAUCCUUAAACUUUUCAUCGUUCCUCCUUUCGAUCAAUUGGGUAAAGGAACUGUCGCUAAAAUAUUGGAAAAUUGGGGUAAAAAAUUGGAUAAAUAUGGUAAUUUACCAAAUUUAUUAAAAAUUUAG